This is a messenger RNA of Komagataella phaffii GS115, 1878 nucleotides long. Its product is annotated as Core component of the signal recognition particle (SRP) ribonucleoprotein (RNP) complex. Gene Ontology annotation, cellular component: signal recognition particle, endoplasmic reticulum targeting. Gene Ontology annotation, molecular function: protein binding; ribosome binding; 7S RNA binding. The transcript has a single exon. Gene Ontology annotation, biological process: SRP-dependent cotranslational protein targeting to membrane. The coding region runs from base 1 to 1878 and encodes 625 amino acids. The record is from RefSeq and is a predicted model, not a curated record. Lineage: Eukaryota; Fungi; Ascomycota; Pichiomycetes; Pichiales; Pichiaceae.
AUGGCAGAAAAACUGAUCGGACGAAAAAUCAAACCCUCCAGGACUCCCAUUUCAUUCAAGAUGUCGUCUCUUUCAGAGCUGGUAUCGGAAUUGGCAAUCCAUUCUGAGAAGAGGCAGUACAAAGAAGCAUAUGAGAAAGCAAAGCGCAUUAUAGAUUUGGGCCACCCUCUUGACCUUGACACAUUGAAGCUAGGUUUGGUGGCUUCGAUCAACCUGGACCAAUAUCACAACGCAGGUCGCCUCAUAUCAAAAAGUAAGGAUCAUAUCGUAUAUGAUGGAAUGAAGGAAUUCUUGCUAUUAAUUGGAUAUGUGUACUACAAGAACGGAGACUCGAAGAAUUUUGAAACUCUACUAAAGGAUUCAGCUUUCCAAGGAAGAGCAUUUGAACACCUCAAAGCCCAAUACUAUUACAAGAUCGGGGAGAACGAAAAGGCACUCAAGAUUUACCGAGAGCUAUCUAAGAACCCAUUGGAUGAAGUUGUAGACUUGAGUGUCAAUGAAAGAGCUGUCAUUAGCCAGCUUUUGGAAUUGGAUGGUGUCGUUGAACAGCCUGUAUCUCGACCAAUAGACGACUCAUACGAUUGCAAAUUCAACGAUGCCCUUUACCAGGUAAAGAUUGGUGACUAUGAAUCUGCAUUGGAUCUCUUGGAAGAAGCCAAAGCCAUAUGUGAAGAAAAUACAAAAGAUCUGCCUUUGGACACACGAGAAGCAGAGAUUGUUCCUAUUCUGUUACAAAUUGCUUACGUCAAACAACUUAAGGGUAAAAAGGAAGAAUCCUUGACUGCGCUGAGAAGUCUUUCUAAACCAAAGGACUCUCUUUUAGAUCUUAUUUACAGAAAUAACUUACUGUCAUUAAGGAUUGAUGAAUACGGAAGAAAUGAUACCAACUUUCAUAUUCUUUAUCGUGAGUUAGGAUUCCCUAAUUCGAUAGACAUUAAUAAAGACAAGUUGACAGUGUCCCAAAGGGUUGCGUUGACCAGAAAUGAAUCAUUAUUGGCACUCGAGCUUGGAAAGAUCCCAUCUCAAAGUGAUCUCAAGCUCUUUUAUGAUGCUACUUCGGAAUUUUUAGAUUUGAACACCAAGCUAGAAGCCUCAAUGAUUUAUAAUUAUUUCAUGAGACGCCCUGGCCAGCAAGAGGUUCCAAAUGCUCUUUUAACUGCACAGCUGGCUAUCAACGUUGGUAACAUCAAUAAUGCAAGAACUGUUCUUGAAACUGUGGUGUCGAACGACGAAAAGAAUUUACUAGAACCAUCUAUUGUGGUAUCUUUGUAUUUGAUUUACGAUAAGCUUCAAAGCGGAAGAUUGCAAGUUGAACUCCUGAAGAAAGUAGCGGAUCUUUUGCUAGAAUCAGAGAUUUCCAGCACUCAACAACGUAAGUUUUUCAAAGAUAUUGCCUUCAAAACCCUCAAUCACGAUGCAGUUUUGGCCAAUCGACUAUUUGAGAAACUGCAUAGUAUUUACCCUAAUGAUGAGUUGGUAUCCACGUACUUGAACUCUUCAUCUAAUGCAUCCAACAAUAACACUACCACGACCAACUUCUCCGAAUUGGACGACUUGGUCCUAGGCAUAGACACGGAUAAGCUUAUUAGUGAAGGAUUUGAUACUUUUGAGUCCAGCAAAAGACCGACCACGAUUAUCAGCUCAACUAACAAGAAACGUCGUACUAGAUUGAAGCCCAAACAUGAAGCCAAGGAAAAGUAUAAGCGUCUGGAUGAGGAAAGAUGGUUACCUUUAAAGGACCGCAGUUAUUACAGACCCAAAAAGGGAAAGAAAAUUAGAAAUACCACUCAGGGUACUGUCACUAGUAAUACUAGUGAAAUAAGUGGCUUGAAAAAGACUCUGCCAAAGAAAAGUUCCAAAAAGAAAGGAAGAAAAUGA